CGCCCGACUUGUAUAUAAGGCAGGCGAUGAGCCUGGCUCGGAGCUCGCUCGUUUUUUCCGGGUUUGUUGCGGUCGCUGCUGCUGCUGCUGAGUCGCUGCGAUGUCCGGGCGCGGGAAGCAGGGCGGCAAGGCGCGCGCCAAGGCCAAGUCGCGCUCGUCGCGGGCCGGGCUGCAGUUCCCCGUGGGCCGCGUGCACCGGCUGCUGCGCAAGGGCAACUACGCGGAGCGCGUGGGCGCCGGCGCGCCCGUGUACCUGGCGGCCGUGCUGGAGUACCUGACGGCCGAGAUCCUGGAGCUGGCGGGCAACGCGGCCCGCGACAACAAGAAGACGCGCAUCAUCCCCCGCCACCUGCAGCUCGCCAUCCGCAACGACGAGGAGCUCAACAAGCUGCUGGGCAAGGUGACCAUCGCGCAGGGCGGCGUGCUGCCCAACAUCCAGGCCGUGCUGCUGCCCAAGAAGACCGACAGCCACAAGGCUAAAACCAAGUGAGCGCCGAAGAAUAAAGGCUGCAAAGUUUAACCCAGAGAAACCCAAAGGCUCUUUUAAGAGCCACCCAUUUCUUCAUUAAAGGGCUGAAUUGCUUCUAAGCAUUGGUAAAACUGACCAAGUGUAACGGUUUUUAUUAGCGCCCCUUCCUUAACCAUCCUCUUGUACAUGGGUUUAAGCAGAAACUGCCCCCACUAGACACUGAGGCAUACUAUCACAAAGUC
This is a messenger RNA of Vidua macroura (Pin-tailed whydah), 711 nucleotides long. Its product is annotated as histone H2A-like. The transcript has a single exon. Gene Ontology annotation, molecular function: structural constituent of chromatin; DNA binding; protein heterodimerization activity. The record is from RefSeq and is a predicted model, not a curated record. NCBI's taxonomy places the organism in Eukaryota, Metazoa, Chordata, Aves, Passeriformes, Viduidae. The coding region runs from base 101 to 490 and encodes 129 amino acids. Gene Ontology annotation, cellular component: nucleosome.